AUGUCAUCCGAGGAAACGAAUACUGAAAACCUCCUUCAAGAUCCAUCAGCACCGAUGAUGAUGAUUGAUACCAAUGAGCAAGGAUUUGACAGCGUGAUGAUAAGCGAGCAGCCAUGUCCCACUACUACUCCUGUGCGAAAGAAACCUGGUCGUAAGCCUAAUCCAACAUCACCAGCUAUUCGCAAAGCGCAAAAUCGUGCAGCCCAAAGAGCGUUUCGUGAGCGUAAAGAACGAUAUCUUCGGGAUUUGGAAGCAUCCGUCAAACAAAUGCGUGAAGACCGAGAUCGGCUGCAAGCUGAAAACGAGCAAUUCAAGAGUGACCUUGACAUUUUGAAUUCCGAGAAUUGGUAUCUCAAGGGGAUUGUAUUGACGCUGCAGCUUGUAUGUUUUCGACAUCAUUUGGUACUUCCUCAACAUAGUCCAUACAUGAGCAAAGAAGCGUUGACAUUACUCAGCAAAUCGAUUCCUGAACCUGUGAAUGCAUACAUCCAUGCCAAUGCCAAUAAUAAGCCGCCAUUGACAGUGACAAAAGAAGGCAAUGCACAAGGGAAGAUGACAACGAAUCAUCAUCGUAAGAGAAAGCAACGACAACAAUACGUGACGACCACAUCGAUAUGCAUAACCAAGGAUGGCGUGCAAUCAGUGCCACAUGCGGGGAGUGAUUUUUCAUUUCCCAUGGACGAAACAGAGAUUGAUCUUUCAUCCACCCAGUUGUCUGCAUCACCAACACCUCCUUCAGCAGCAGCUCCUCAUCCUCCUUCUUCCGAUCUCCCCGAUUGUGUCGCUACCAAUGUCGCCGCCAUUCAAACAUUACGCCUUCGUUUACGACUCCAAUCAGCUUGUGCGCAAAUGGAUUCAACCCCUUUCACUAUUCAACCCACCACUUUGCAGUUGACUAUUCCACAUGAUCCUCGUAUUGAUCUCGUUCCCACACCACAUAUGCGUGAUCGUAUGAUCUUGUUUCGAGGCUUGUUCGAUCUUGAUGAAUGUUUUCGAUGCAUUAUUGCUGACUCAACAUUCCAUGGCGGAGACCCUGCUGAUCCAUCCAACUGGCAGUUGCCAUGCGAAUUCUUUCAAAAGUUUUGGUUCCUGACAACGGAUUACACGCUGCAUCGCAUCACCAACAAAUGGCGUAAGAUUCAAGGCUUACAACUACUCCCAUCUCCAUCAUCACCUUCAACUUUAUCAAAGAGUCAGCAUGAACAAAGCAGCUAUGCAUCGUCGCGUUUUUCGGAUGACACCAUCACAUUUACCAAUCAACAACAACAACAUGCACCAUCCAAUGAUGAUGAUAAUGCCUUGUUCAGUGCAUCACCUAUCCAGCUCACAGCUGGCAAUAUACCCGCUCAUCGUUCUCCGGCACAUCAAAACAGCACAGCGUAUACCAUGGAUUUGUCUCUUGAUAACUGGGACUCGAUGUUUUCUCCAACACUCCAAAAUCAAUACAAUGAUAUCAUGUUGAGUGAUCGCACUGUUGGUGCAGCAGCAACAGAGUCAGUUUAA
Lichtheimia ornata is the source of this 1503-nucleotide messenger RNA. RefSeq lists its product as uncharacterized. Gene Ontology annotation, molecular function: DNA-binding transcription factor activity. The transcript has 3 exons. Gene Ontology annotation, biological process: regulation of DNA-templated transcription. The coding region runs from base 1 to 1503 and encodes 500 amino acids. The record is from RefSeq and is a predicted model, not a curated record. Lineage: Eukaryota; Fungi; Mucoromycota; Mucoromycetes; Mucorales; Lichtheimiaceae.